This is a messenger RNA of Python bivittatus (Burmese python), 1749 nucleotides long. Its product is annotated as phospholipase A2 inhibitor PIP-like. The record is from RefSeq and is a predicted model, not a curated record. Gene Ontology annotation, molecular function: phospholipase inhibitor activity. Gene Ontology annotation, cellular component: extracellular region. NCBI's taxonomy places the organism in Eukaryota, Metazoa, Chordata, Lepidosauria, Squamata, Pythonidae.
UCUGGCAACAUGGAGGUGUCUUUUGUCCUCUGCCUUCUCGCAGCAUCCAUUACUCUGGGACUGUCUCGAGAAUGUACCUUUUGUCAGUCCAGUGGAAGGAACUGCCAAGGCACCAAGCAGAUCUGCUCUGCUGCUCAAGACAAAUGUGGCAUAAUUCUGUUGGAGAGGUCUUUCGGACCAACCAAACAGGCGACCAUGAAGAGCUGUAUCCAUUCAGAGGAGUGUAACAAGGGCCUGGCUGUUCUAGAUAUGGGCAAGAACCAGAAUAUCUUGGGUCAAGUUUCCUGCUGCGAGGGCGAUCAAUGCACCAAUCCUGCAAGAUUGCCCCCCAGAAAAACUGUAACCACCAAUACGAAAAGAUGCCCAGCUUGCUAUACGGAGCCAAAAGAACAGAGUGGAUGCGAGGAGAAAAUGAUUGACUGUAUUGGACAGGACGAGAUAUAUUGUGCAGAGCUCUUUCUUCAAACGAAAGAAGGAGGAAAAAAUAUGACCAUCACCAUGAAGGGAUGUGCCAAUGAGGCUUUCUGUGAGAAGAAGGAGAUUUCAGCCAUUGAUAGCACAUUUACUUUACUCCCCAACAGCAUUUGUAGGAAUGCUACUGGGGCAGUUGACACCAUGGCUGGAUCAUUUGGACUCUUCCUCUCAGCUCAGGCUGGCCUCUUGUUGGUGACCAUCUUUUCUUGAUAUGUCCCCAGCAUUAAAACUCAGAUCUUGCUUGUGAAUCCUCCCCCUUUCCAUUGGUUAUGCCUCUUUGGCUUCAUGCAGACCAUCAGCUUUUUGGAAAAUGCAGCGCUUUCUUUGUGCCUUGAGGAUUGAUUCUUUUUUGUGUGUUUCACCAUACUCUCUGCUGGUAUGCAGAAAAUAUAGGCCCGACAUCAGCCCCUAUUUUUUUUUCAAGAGGGUCGAUUGCCAGCUGCUAAAGGCUCUUCCCAGCACUGCUCCUCCUCUUCUUAGCUCUGUUACAAUUGACCGGCCCACCCUGAACAUGUGAGCUGUGAAAGUUGCACGGAAAGCAGCAGGACCUGUUUGCUUUGCCCUCCCAUCCAGCAGAGAUGAAAAUGGACACCAAGGAAGUCAAAGAAAUGAGAAGGAGCAAGAAGAAUGAAAAAAGAGGUGGUCUGCUCAGAAGAUGGGCCUUCUGAGGGCCUAUUGCCAAAAGUUGCCCCGAAUCCCCACCCAGCAUUGAUGGGGGUUCUCAUGGUUGAGAACAGAGUGGAGGGGUGCUACUGGUUACUGGACACUGAAGAGAGUUUGCUGUGGCAGCAUGGAGUUAAGGCUGCAGCAUCAUGGCCACACUUCAUGGAAACCAUUGACUGGCAUCCAUGGUGUGAGGUAAAGAAGUCAAGAUGGUGGUCAUGGUAAAGUGAGUGUACAUGUACAAAGGAUCAGGGCUUUGAUCAUGCUACUAUAAUCUUCUCCCUGUGGACACUGGUGUCAUGUUCAUGGUGUUGGCUGAGUUAGACCAGAGUAGGCAACCCAUGGGCUAAGGUCUACAGGUGACUCAAACCCCAUUUGUAUAUGUUUCUUAUGUCCUAUCAUGUAUAAACCAUCCUAAACUGACCACCUCUAGACAGUGUGCAAGAACAAACCCCUAAAAUGGAAUAUAUCUACCAAUUAAUAUAAUAAUCAAGCCAAACACAACAGAGACAAUGAAGCUGUCCAUCAGAGAGGGAUGGCCCCCAAACAUCCUAAGCGCUGUAGGCCUAAUGAAACAGGUUGGUUUUAAGGGCCUUCCUGAAUGAGAAGAGA